AUGGCAGUCGACUUAGACCAUGGCUAUCGGGGUUUCACUGGAACCGAAAUUGACUUGGCAGAAGACGAGCUUGACGAUGAUAUCUAUCGAAACUACCACUUCCAGCACCCAGACCCAACGUGGGCUGAGCGUUUAGAGGAGGCAGGUGAGGUAAUAAAAACCCAACGAGACUUCACAAACCAUAACCAGGUUGAUGAAUUUUUCCGUCGAUUUGGGAAUGUCACCAGUCAAUGCAACGAUCACACAGGCAACAUCCUCCACGUACUUGUUGAAGUAGUCCGACACAAUGGCCUAGUACCAGAGAACGUGGAACUACUUGUUAGGAGAUUGGUGGAACAGGCGCCAGAUCUUAUUGCAGUCCCCAACAAGGACAAGAAAACUCCUAUCUUGAUGGCCAUCAGGUGGUGCCAAGACCGUCUACUGGAGUACAUGAUAUCUACUUGCGUCAAUCACAAGAAUCAGCCGAAUGGGAUCAACUGCCUGAACAAUGCCUUGUGUUAUGCCCAUGACGGGAAGGAAACGGCACUUCAUGCUGCAUUUGGUGAGAAGCUCAACUGGAAAUCGUUGAAGAUGUUGAUGGAACACGCCACCAACGAAACUCUUAGUAUCGGAGAUAACAUGAAAAGGACUCCGAUGCACCACGCAGUCCAAUUUCAAAAGUGCAAUCAGCAAAGAGCAGCGCUCAUUGAUUUGCUGAUUCAAAAGGACUCCGCUGAGAGAUUAUACAAGCCCAAGUCAGCAACAACCUUUCUUGAUAUGUGCGACAAAAAUGACUGCUCAGUAUUUCAAGAGCAUGAGAACACGAGAAGGAGUUGGGAACAGCAGAUGAGCCGGCCAAGGCCUCUUCCAAAGCCGGCCUCAGAUCCUACCGAGGUACCGAGAACAGGGGACAGGCUACUUCCCAGGGAUAUAAAGUCACAGGCCAAUGGCAGGGAAUUAAAGACCGAUGCACCCACCAAAGUAUCGGGAGAUCGUGAUGGAGAGAAACCCAUUCGGAAAGGCCAAGCAUUAACUGCUACUGAAGAACGCGAGCUACUGAGGCAGAAGAAGAAAGAAGAGGAGCAGGCCAGACUCAAAAGAGAUGAAUUGCCUGUCAAAGACUACAAGCCAAUUAUUAACGACGAAUACGCUCAUAGACAAUCAAGUCCACACCGGCCGGGGAAAAAACCUGAUAUGGACAAAUCAAUACACUUGACGCUUAUUGAUCCUUUUCGCCAAACCGAAACGACUCCAAAUACUGGAAUCAGACGGACCAAUACAGGUCGUGAUAAGGUAGGAGAGUCUGACAGCAAGGCCAAGGAGGCCAAUCAGAUGGCGGCAGCAGCACAGAAAGAACAGAAGAUUCGAAACCAUAUUAACAACUCCAAUAAAAUCCUUCAGAAGCUUAAGCUUUAUUAUAUGAGGACACGAACCCCUGAGAUGGUCAUGUUCUUUCUAUAUGGCAAUAACGCGAAUGACAUCCAAACAGGCUUUGAUUAUCGUGGUUCACCACCCCAGAUAUCUUGGAAUGACUUCAAGAAGAGAUUUGGCUCAGGCCAGGCGCGAGGUUACAAGUUCGAUCCUGUCCUACAAUACGCAAUAUUCCCUUACGUAAACGUCAUCGCAAAGCCCAGUCCAUCAGACAAGGCAGCAUCUGAGAACGCGUCUAACAGAUCACCAUCUGGCCGUAAAGACAUCAAAUUCUUUCUUGACUGGCUUUAUGAAAAGGGCGUGUGUCACAUCAUCAAGCUGUCAGUGGAAGAACCAAUCGAUGGGAGCCAGGGAGUUCACGGCGAUCAGACUAUUCAAGAGGCCUUGGGGAGAUUUGUCAUUGAGCACCUUGAUUGGAAGAAGACAGAUUUGGACCCGGAGACGAUAUUGCACGUUGGCAGUCAGAUAGAAAAACCGUAUUCUGAAAGCCCGAACGACAUCGACCCGGUCGUAGAAUCACAGAUGAGAAAACUAACUCUUAUAUGGAGUGGCAGCAACGCUGUCCUAAGAGCUUGGAGUGAUGAAGAUGCUUUGCCGAAGAUGCGAUUUCUUCAAGAAGUUGAGAUUAUUCGACCGCUACCCCAUAUGAUUUGUGACAGCAAGGACUGGAUCGACAAUAGGAUUAGAGAUUUUGAGGGCAGGCUCAACAAGAACCGGAAUCCGCUUCCAGAAGACUUGCCUUCUUUUAGUCGCGACGUGCCCUUUGAUGACCCUCCUUCAGGGUAUAUCCGAGUAAAGUUGGUCGAUCCAACCACUGGCACCAAGCAAGGAGUAACGCCUCAUGGCGUGCACCCUACCACUUUCCCUGCCACGGACAAAGGCAUCAAUGCUCAUCAGUGGCUGAGAUCAGUUGACGAAUUUGCAUAUGUUAUGGCACCAUUCUGGAAGAGUAUGGUCGACAGAUUUCUGGAUAUGAACCAGAAAUUAGGAACAGCUGAACAGGUGGAGAAGCCCGUGACCAUAGCGUUGAUUGAUGACGGUGUGAACAAAUUUGAGAUUGACCAACCGAACCAAAUUCUCGAAGGAAAAAGCUUCGACUUUCAUGAUGAGACAGUUAGGCCACCGUACCUAUCUUCAUCUAGCCACGGCACAACAAUGGCUCGUAUGAUACUACGUGUUUGCCCAAUGGUUGAGAUAUAUCCUAUACGCCUCAAGACAUUCAAAAAUCCCAAUGGGAACUUUAGUAUUCAUGCCGACUAUGCAGCUCGUGCAAUCCAGGCAGCCAUGGAUAAGAAAGCAGAUAUCAUUUCCAUGUCGUGGACCUUGCCAAUGGAAGAUAGUCAAAACACCGACAACCCUGUCCGCAACGUGCUGCAACAAGCUAUCAACAGGAACGUCUUGAUGUUUUGUUCUGCGCCAGACCAAGGGAAGUUUACAUUGUCUGACUAUCCAAGUGCUCCAUUUCCUAAAGAGUUCUUCCGCAUCGGCGCAGCAAAUGCCGACGGUACUGUGUUCGGCUGGACACCUGAAGACAUCACCUUCAUCUUACCAGGCGUACAUGUGGUUGAGGAUCAAAUAAGAAGAAAAUCGUCCAUGUCAGUCCAAGAGAAGGGGACCGCAGACCAUACGGGCUCCAGCGUUGCCACGGCUCUUGGAGCUGGUCUCGCUGCCAUGAUACUCUACUGUCUCAAGGCUAGCAUUCUCGGGAUAAGGAUAACGAACCGCAACAGUGAUGCCAUCCCUGCCAUUCCUGCUGAACGUUUGAACCAGAUUAAGCGACGAGAUGCUAUGAAAGGGGCAUUUGAGGGCUUGGGUUCCCUGACUCCGAAUAAGUUUAUACAGAUUUGGGAAGGGCUUGGUAAAGUGACCGAGAUCUUGAGGAACUGGCAAAGGGUGGAGUCUAACACAGACGCAAGCUUGAAGUUCAUGAAGGAGUUUAUAGAGGAGUUUGGGGUCAAGCUUGCUAAUUCAGUGAAAUAG
Messenger RNA from Fusarium poae, 3390 nucleotides. RefSeq lists its product as uncharacterized. The record is from RefSeq and is a predicted model, not a curated record. Gene Ontology annotation, biological process: proteolysis. Lineage: Eukaryota; Fungi; Ascomycota; Sordariomycetes; Hypocreales; Nectriaceae. Gene Ontology annotation, molecular function: serine-type endopeptidase activity. The transcript has 4 exons. Bases 1 to 3390 code for a protein of 1129 amino acids.